Molecule: messenger RNA, 567 nt
Organism: Eucalyptus grandis
Lineage: Eukaryota; Viridiplantae; Streptophyta; Magnoliopsida; Myrtales; Myrtaceae
Exons: 4
Coding region: 98-457 (119 amino acids)
Source: RefSeq, a predicted model, not a curated record
ACUCCCCGCACGAGCGUAAGACAAUCUGAGUGUACUUCCCAUCUUCUGUUUGUGCGGCUGGAGAGAAAAUUUAGGGUUUCCAAGAGGGAGAUCGCUUAUGCUUGUUCCGCGGAGAUCGCCUUCACCGUUUUGGAGAAGCCAUCGAUUAGGCGUCCCCGUGAGUCUCUGCAUAUGCAGGCUAUUGCUGCCCUGUUUUCCGGUCCUCCUCUGUUCUCGGCCAUGUUUGCUGGCGCGGCUUCUUGUUGUACAAAGGAGGCGUCAAUGUUUGCUCGGAAUGAGUCGGGGGGCGGGGGUUUCCACCGGGCCUUUCCUUCGAAGAUAUAGUGGUUACGGUCUUGCCAUAUACACCACAAGCGAGUUGUCUUGCCAGAUUAUUGCUGUCCAUGGACAUAACAGCAGUGUAUGUUCAAUGGUCUCGGCUUCUUUUUGGCAUAUGGGGCAAAGUGGGUCAGGUUGAAAAUUACGUGUCCCCACUGAAGUGUACAAGUUUUUGAAGAAUGCUGCUGUUAUCUCCUUUAAGGGCUCUUCCUCUUUCACCCAUUCAUCUCCUUCAUUUUUCAGCAAGGU